UGACUUUCCAGUUGAAAAUCCGCAGCAUGUAUAGUAGGUGUGAACAGUGUAAGUGCGGUUGUCACUUCCCAUACUCCAUUGACACAGAAUAGAACAUAUAUAUAUAUGGCUCCUCCACCCUGUAUACACAUGUCAGGGAGCAGCGGGUGAUGUGUGUCCUCCGGGUCCCGCGGCUGCUCUGGGCACACAGGCCGCUCCUCACCCCGGCUCCGUGCUCCUUCCCCUCCCGGGAGAUGCGGCGUGUGACCGGAGGAAGGUCGGGUGAGGCAGCCGGCGCUGGGGAGGACACUUCGGGGGAGCAGCGGCAGGACAGUCCGGGGUCUGACUCGGGGAACGAGGCCGCGGCCGUCCGGAGGAUUGUGGGGGCUCAUGAGGCCGCCUGCCGGGCUGGACAAGACGGAUACACAGAUCCACAGACUGGAUAUUAUGUGUUCACCAGACUAGCUCACCUGAGAAGAGGAAAAUGCUGCGGCAGUGCAUGCAGGCAUUGCCCAUUCGGUCAGGAAAAUGUUAAGGAUCCCUCUAAAAAGAAGCAAUUUAAUUCCUUUUUUUAUAUAUGACAUCUGAGUUCAAUCUUUCAGCAAUUUUUUCAUUAAUCGUGUGGAUUUUAGAAGAUAGCAACACAAAGCUAUUGUAUUUAUUUUUUUUAGUCCCGCAAACCGUGCAGUCAUUCUGGUUAAUAUUCCUAAGUAAUGAAUUCAAUGUUAAUUUUAAUAAACAUCAAAUGGAAAGCAAAUGUUCCCGGUCAUUAGCGUGUGCGUACAGCGUUACGCUGUGCUCUGGAUGCUGCGGUUAUCCUUGCUUUUCAUUUUCUCUCUUUUAAUCAGUUUAAAAUCAGUUUUACUGUUGUGUUUGUUUAUUUGUGAAGGUUAUUUUUAUUACAUGUAGAACGGAUAAAACUCGUUGUGCAGUCAAUAAACCUAAAAGGCGUUUUCAGAAAAAUUUUAACCAGGAAAAGUGUUUGUUACUUAGAAUUCCUUAAAACGUAAUUCUGAUGAUGCUCUGGUGGCAGGAUAACUGUUUAAAUCUCCUGGCAUCUU
Messenger RNA from Hyla sarda, 1040 nucleotides. RefSeq names its product chromosome 6 C1orf53 homolog (gene C6H1orf53). Lineage: Eukaryota; Metazoa; Chordata; Amphibia; Anura; Hylidae. The record is from RefSeq and is a predicted model, not a curated record. Bases 150 to 560 code for a protein of 136 amino acids. The transcript is spliced from 3 exons.